Messenger RNA from Magallana angulata, 1568 nucleotides. RefSeq names its product fibulin-2-like. NCBI's taxonomy places the organism in Eukaryota, Metazoa, Mollusca, Bivalvia, Ostreida, Ostreidae. Bases 29 to 1507 code for a protein of 492 amino acids. The transcript has 12 exons. Gene Ontology annotation, molecular function: calcium ion binding. The record is from RefSeq and is a predicted model, not a curated record.
AGACGGGCCUGUUACUGGAGCGCCGGUAAUGAGUGGUUCGCGUGAGAGGGAUGGCGGGUUCCGUGUGACGACAUCUGUCCGGUAUCGACCGGCCCCCGUGUCAGCGGCACCACAAGCUGGAGCGCUGGCCAGACUCAUACAGGGGAGAAAAAUGGCGAAGCACUUGAUAUUUUUGACCAGCUUAUUAACAAGUUGUGUAACCGCACAGUUUAGCCAAGAUUUGUCACUUCAUAGCGAGAACUUGGUGCGCAUGUUCAGGGAUUAUCUGUUAUCCGAUGAACAACAUUUCCAGCUCUUAAGGGAUACAAGAGAAGUUCAAUUCAAUGAAAACCCAGGAGUGAUACGAAGAGAUGCCCCUGUGUCAUACAGAGUACAAAAUUUCGCUAUGUGGUAUGAACCUGGAUCGGGAAUGCGUUUUUGCGAGACAAACCAAUCUGCUGUGUUUGAACAAUGCAUUGAUACGUCUAGUAACUGCCAGUAUUUGAGUAAUACUCUACAAAUCUGUAAAAAGCCCGAUGCUGCGAAGAAUCUUGGUUGUAUUAAAACUUGUCGCUUAUGCAAUGAUAAGUGUGCGACCGGUGAACACAACUGUCACAAGUUAGCGGAUUGCAAAACGACAGCAGAGGGCUUUCUUUGUACCUGUAAAAAAGAUUACGAAGGUGAUGGCGUCACUUCCUGUGCAGACGUGGACGAAUGCAAAACCAACAAACACAACUGUCUGGCAAACCGAGAAUGUGUAAAUCUGGACGGAGGAUACACUUGUAUGCCCUUAGGUACGUCGAAAUUUCCAUCCAAUGUAUCAUCGUGCAAUAGAGGAUACAUGCUAAAAAACGGAAGAUGUGAAGACGUUGAUGAGUGCAGUGACUCCAAUUUGAACGCCUGUGAUAAGAACGCUGCCUGUACGAACACAGUAGGAAGCUACACAUGUCGAUGUAACGUAGGCUAUUUCGGCGCUGGAUCGUUCUGCACUGAUGAAAAUGAAUGUACCUCGGGAAAACAUAGAUGUGAUUUAAAGACCUCCACAUGUCAAAAUGCCGUCGGGAGUUACCGCUGUGCGUGCAAGAAUGGUUACAAAGAGUCGGCAGGAAAGUGUACAGAUAUUAACGAGUGUGAAGGAAAACAUGGUUGUUCUUCGAGUGCGAAGUGUGUGAACACCGUCGGCUCCUACGGCUGUCAGUGUCUGCCUGGGUACAGGGGAAACGGGUUCAAUUGUCAAGAUGUCGAUGAAUGUUCCAAGGGAGAGCGAAACUUCUGUGACAAGCUUGCCUCCUGCACGAAUACGGUCGGCUCCUACUCCUGCACUUGUCCAAAGGGUUACUAUGGAAGCGGAUUUUACUGUCAUGACAAAGAUGAGUGCCGCCGCCGAUCUGACAACAAAUGUCACUCCCGGGCAAAAUGCACCAACAUCCCCGGAUCCUACACGUGUAGCUGUUUGAGUGGUUAUACAGGGGACGGGGUCAAGAGUUGCAGCAGAAAACAGAAAGUGAAGUGGAAUUGGUGGGGUUAAUCGUCUUAGAUGAGGUUUACAGGCAAUUGUGUCCAAUCUAAAUAAAUUUCAAAGUUUCAAA